Moneuplotes crassus is the source of this 6327-nucleotide messenger RNA. The record is from the annotation of a GenBank genome assembly. Lineage: Eukaryota; Ciliophora; Spirotrichea; Euplotida; Euplotidae.
GGAAAAGCAUGUCCUAUCUGGAUAUUUUAGCAUAUUUUUGAAGCACUCGAUUCUUUCUAGUUGCCUUUAUUCUGGUUACUAAGCUUUUUCAUAGAAUCAACGAUGGGAGGCGGAUGAUCAACCCAAAAAAGUACUGCUAUCAACAAAGCAGGUUUGAAAAUGAACCUUAAAAGGAACAACGAUAGUGAGAAAGAACUAUCCCAGCAGGACAUUGAUGAUCCUAAGAACUUGAAGAAAAAUCAAAAGAAAUUAGGAAAUUUAAUGAACAAACAAUCGAAUCCUGAUGACUUUGAGGAAUCAGUUGAGGAUCUGAAUGAGCUUAGUAAACCCACUGGGAUCAAAUCUGAAAAAGAAUAUAAAGAUAUAUGGGAUGCCAUACAUGUUAAUGAUACAACUAAGCUGGAGAAGCUGCUUGGAGGCAAGGAAUGGCCUACCUCUGCCCUCUUUGACAAAGAUGGUAACCAUACAAUGCUCCACACUGCAGCAGCACUUGGCCAUGUAGAAUCAUUGAUGGUAAUUAUUGAGCACACAGGAGCUAAGCCAGACUUAUUGAAUUCUAAUCUGGCCACUCCGUUGCAUUUCGCAUGUCGUAAUAAUCAUGACAUGGUGGCAAAAUUUCUGAUAAAUUCAGGGGUAGAUAUCAAUAUUCAAGAUGAGCAUGGACAGACUUGUCUUCUCAUCUGUUGUAUACACGGGCACAAGAAGUUAGCACAAAUUUUGAUAGAAUCAAGCAUCGCUGGGAACACCCCAGAACCGCUUGAUAUGGAUCUAAAAGAUAACAGAGGGCUCACUCCUCUGAAUUGAGUCACCAUUAAAGGUGAUCUAAACUUCGUAAAAUUCCUCAUUGACAAAGGAGGGGCCAAGAUUGAUGAAGCCUCACCCAAGGGCUGCAAUGCCCUUCUCUACGCAGCUAGAGGAGGUUAUCCGGAGGUUGUCAAAUAUCUUCUCGAAAAAGGAGCUAAUUCUCUCCAUCAAGAUAACUCUGGAGGUACAGUAACCCACCAUGCUGUUGAAAAAGGCAAACCAGAAAUCAUCGAAACUCUGAUAGAGUAUUCUGUUGACAUCGAUAUUUCAGACAAUGCUGGGAGGACACCUCUCUUUGAAGCUAUUGAUAAUAACAGAGUCGCUAUUUGCAGACUCCUCGUUCAGAAUGGAGCAAGAGUCAACCUCAGUGAUUACUCUGGUCAUACCCCUCUGUACUGUGCAGCUAGAGAUGGCAAUGAUGAGAUUCUCAAAAUUCUCAUCGACAUUGGGAAAGCCAAGGUUGACCACUACGGAAAGUGCUCAAAUCCUAAAGAUCUUGAUGAUGACAUCGAGUAUGAAAAUGAAGAUGAAAAAUUAAUUAUUCAAGGCCUUGAUGCCUCGAAGACUCCGCUACACGUUGCUAGUCUGCUUGGAUACAAAGAGAUAGUCUCCUACCUAGUAAAAGAUGGGAAUGCGGAUCCAGACAUUCUCGGAGAUAACGGAUUCAAUUCUCUCCACUUCUCAGUGAUCGGGAAGCAACCUGAAAUCACACAAUACCUAAUAACGAACAGUCAGGUAGACUUCAACGCUAAAUCAAAAGAAGGGAAGACUGUUCGAGAACUUAUAGAAGAGUUCAUGCCGAUGUACCUUGAGCAUUACGACAACCUCAUAGAAUCUUUACCCAUCCAGAGACUCUCAGGAGCCUCUGAAGGAGACGUAGGAAAAGUAGCUACUCAUUACUACACUCCUGAGGAUGACAGAGCAAUCACCGGGGUUCAGGAUCAGGAAGAAGUCAACAAAAUCUAUGCUGAGGCCAAAGGCGACGAACAAAAAGAGGACAAGAACAAGAAAUUGAUGGAUUAUGAAGAAGCCGACAUCCAUACUGAAGAAGGCAAGGAACCAGAUACUAUCAUCGAGAGAGUGUUUGGCAUGAAGUGUGCUCUUGGACUUAUCUCAACAUCCUGGAAGCUUCGUGAAGAAGCCCUCAAGCACAUCCAUAAGAACAGUGUUGUGAAGCUAGAGUCGGACAUGGAAUUCAUGGAUACUAUCAAAGCAUGCUGCACUGCAUGCAACAUUGGUAUCCAGGAUAAAGUCAUGAAAGUUUUUAAUGCUGCCAUGACCAUCUUCUCCUUCCUUGUAUCCUCCUCGAAGCUUGAAGAAAAAGGACUGGAUGUCUUUGUCAGACUUGUUACCGAAUUUGAAAUAGUGCUAAAACUACUCAAAUAAGAGCGAAGAAGGAAAUGCUAGAAUUUCAAAUAAAGCCCAAGAGGGGCUAAUAGACUUCUCUUUCCAUCCAAUGAUAGGGGAGGGAUUUAUCUCUGCAUUCCUUCUUUCUCGUCUAGAAUCUCAUCAGGAAAAUAAUAACAUAAAAGGGACCAAAAUAAUGCUAGAAUUACUUUACAAAUUCAUAACCUCAUUCGGUAUGACAAAGAAAGAUAGUCCGCUUGCUCCUAAAAAGAUCUUAAAAAUAGUCCUGUUGCCGCUCUUCCACAAAGACCAAGGCAUUAGGAGCACUGCGCUCAAGAUUCUUCUAGAAAUUCAGAAGAAGUCAGGCCUCAUAGAUGCGAAUACCUUCAAGGAAGACUGCAUCCCUUCAGAGUCUCAAGCCAAUAUUGAACAUAUCCUCAAGAAAGUUGCUGAAGUUGAGGUCGACGAAUCAGAGAAAGCCAAGCUUGCCUUCGAUGAUGAUGAUGGAGAGGACAAUCACAACCUAGAUGAACUUAAAGAUAAAGGAAGAAGCAAAGACUGGGCCCAACGUGAAAUCGCACUUAACAAGAUCAAGGAAGAGAUCAAGAACAAUGAUUCUGCAGUAACCAAUGACUCCUUUGCUGCUGCCAGUGUUGAACUACUGACGUCUUGCCUAGAGGAGAAUAAUAUUUCGAUUUAUUUAGUCGCCGUUGAUGUUGUUGGGCUCUUCUUCACUCAAUGCUUACAAAAGAACUAUGUUAUCCUAACAGAGUCUAUGGAUUCUUUGGCUCAGCCAAUAUCUUUACGAACAAACGACACUAACACAAGAGUAAGGAAGAAGUCAAUUGAAGUCAUUCUAAAUUUAUGGAACGGAUCAUUCAACAAUAUUAAUCAGAAGUACAGCUCUUUCCUUCAAGAUUCUGAGACUUCAGUGUCAAGCAAACUUGCAAACAUAUUGAUGGAUUCCAAGCAAGGUGAAAAAGGGAUAAUUGGAAGGAUUCAUGUAUUCUCACAAAGACUUCAAUUGCUAUCUUCAACAACUGAAGAAAACGAAGUUGAUGCAAGCAGUAAACCUCAUCAGGUGUUGCUAGGAGCAAAUUACACAACCAUAACAGAGUUUGCAAUCCAGUGGUGUCUUCAUAAGAACACCAAAGUCAGACAAGUCGCUCUGAGGUUAAUAGUUGAUAUUUGUAAGUAUAAUCUCAAAGAUCCUAAUGGGGCCUCUUUCAAACAGAAAAUUAUCAACUACAUUCUCGGUCUCAAACCUUCUCUGAGAAAUCCUCUGAUCAAGAAGAUCAACAAUGUCUGUAAGUCAAUGUACAUCAAUGCUGAAGAGCUCGGAGUCGACAUCGCCAUGAAGUCGAACAACACUCGCCUCUCAAGGUCGAAGUCGAAAGAUAGGUCUGGAGACCUCAGUGCAUUGAAGCGAAGCACUUCUGUGCCAAGGUCGAAUCUGCCUGAGAUCAGUGCUGGUGGAGUAGACAACAGUCCAAUCAUUGUGUUACCGUACUACGAACCGAUGAAAGACGACAUCCAGUUCAAGUUCAGAAACCUCAUCAACAUUUUCAACGAAGACAUCAUUGGGUGUUUCGUGUCUCAAUCUUGGUCAGUCAGACAGGCUUCGCUUGAGAAGAUAACUGAGCAGCUUCCAAACCUUGAUGACAACACCAAAGAUGCGAUGAAGUGUGAAAUCAACAAGUUUGGACUCCCGAUCGAAGAAUGCUUCGCUGGGUUCUGUCAAUUGAUCCUUGAAGGCAUCAAAGACCCUGUGCUUAAAAUUUAUUUGUCAAUUCUGGACAUUAUGCAACAGGGACUUCCAAUGUUCUUUAGAAGAUGCCCCAAGACCAUCUUUGAUGAAACUUCGAAAGAUGGAGACUCCGCUCCUAUCAACCUCAAUACAAUCAUUGUUGAAGUGCUGAAGAAGACCAGUGAUUUGAAGAUCAAACUCAGAGUGGCAUCCAAGAACAUGUGCAUAUACCUUGCUCACCAGUCGACAGUUGGUCCUGAGAAGAUGGCCGACAUCACACUUGAAGCGCUGGAACGGAUGACAGAUACAGCUACAAAGUCGAAGAAGCCAAAGUCGUCUGCUAAAGACUCCAAAAGUGAUGAUGCAGCUUCGAGUCUGGUCAACUCUACAAUGUGGACUUCUUGUUUAUUAUUACUAAUCGAGUAUCAGAAGCAAGCCAAACUUGCCCGAAUAGUCAAUGAUAAAUACACCCAGAAAUUUUUGAAUAUCAUAAACUGAUCGCUUCAGCAUCACACUCCAGGUGUCAGAAAAGAAGCCGAAAACUUGUUCAUUGAACUCUACCAAACACUGGGCCCAUCUCUUGAGAAACUGCUUGUUGGCCAAAAGCAAGCAGUUGUUGACAAGCUGAUCAAAGAAGCCAAGAAGCAGUGUGGAGAUGUUGUCAGGUCUGACAGCCAGCGGGAAGAACAAAAGAAAGCAGCCACAAACUACAUCGCCAGCCAGGUCAAGUCGGACUACCUGCCUGAGUACAUCGUCAGGAUUCUAGGUCAAGCUACUGUUGAACUUCUGAAGUCAGCGAACCCGAAGAAGAGACAGAAGGGACUUGUCGAAGUCAAGAAAGCAGUCUCCAAGCUGACUGUGAACUUGAAUGACAAAAAGGCAAGAGAACUGGCAGACCCAAUCACUCACUUGAUGAGGCAGAUCCUAUCAGACGAAAGCAGCGAAGUGUAUCUGGAAGCGUUGAAGAUAGUGAGGUAUAUAAUAUCAUCAUUAGCUCCACAUCUUGGAGCAUUAGACCUUCAUAUCCUCAUCGGAUCUUUCAUUGGAAUUAUUGUUUCAAAUACAGUUAGCAGCAAUAUAAGGAUUCAAGUUUCUUCAGAUAAGGUUAUUAUUUUCUUCGCCAAGCAUAGCAACAUCGGUCCUCUAGUAGUCGCUAGAGAUAUUGUUAAAAACAUCGAGAAGAUAUCACAAGCUAUCCAGAGGUCAGGAAACAAGAAGGAGGUUUUCUCUGAAAAGAAAUCAUUCUUAACCAGAUUUCUUUCAAUUCUCUUAUUACUAGUUAAUCAAUUCUCAAUUGUAUUGUGCUAUGAAGAAGAUUUUAAUGACAAAAUGAUAGCAUGUUUGGCUGAAUUAGUGGAAAAUUCAGACUCAGAUCCUAACAUCAAGAGCUUAGUCUCUCAAAUCCUAGCAGCUUGUCACUCAAUAGAUUCCCAGACGCUGACCGUUUCUAUUAACAAACUCGACCCCAUUAAGAAAGCACCACUGUUGAAAAUAAAGAUAGAGAUGGAGACAAUGAUGAAGAGUGGGAAUGCUGUCAUAACCGCAGGAGGGAAAAACACAUUUGCAAACUCAGAUAUGACAUCUCACACACCUCCGUUUAGGAUUACCUCAGGGAGGAAUUCUUCUAGAGGAAGUGUCUACUCCCCAGCAAAUCCGCCAACACUGAGCCAUCAAAAUACCUUCGAUAGCAAUUCAGAUCAAUUUAAAAGUUCAGACGGCUUCAGAAGUUCAGAUGGAUUCAAGUCUGAACUUAAGGGAUCCAGAAGACUUUUGCAGAAGAAAGGAUCUGGCAUGGACUAUGCACAAUCCUCAAGGCCUCUCAUUCCAGUCAGAAGGUCCUCCCAAUUCGAACAAAAUAGUCUAACUGAGAAGAAAAUACCUGAUAGAGGUGUCAGAAGAUCUCAAAUAGCAGGAUCAGGAAUUUCAAAAUUCUCUCUGCCAGAUAUUGCUCCUAAGGGAAAUAAUGUUCUUCCUCCGAUAGCAGGUACAUCAGGGCUGGGAACUUAUCAGCCACCUUCUAUAAGCUCGAGCAGCCUCGCUGGAGGAAGAAGGCCUAGGCAGACUCAAAGAGAGAAACCACUAGCAGAUUCCAUAAAUAGACCUCCUAUUUACAGAAAAGCUGCUGAGACCGUAAGAGAGGGGAGUAAGUUUAAUGAUGAUGGUAUGUCUGGAGGUUACAGAUACGGUCCAACUUCGCAGACCCAGACAGAUUUUGGAGCUAGAAUGCCUAAGAUGAACUCUUCAGUAGGCAUGGGAAGUAACAUGAACACAAUAAUGACAGGAUCGACUAUUCCUCAAGCAAAAUUUGAAAUUUCUACAACAAACUAUGACAAUAAGGCGCCAAGGGUAAAGAGGGAUGCUCUAGAUGGAGAGAUCAACCGAUUCAACAUGAGAUAAGCAUGACUAAUUCAUAAAUUCAAUUAAAAAUG